UAAAUUAUCGGUAGGUUGAAGGUUGGGAACGUCUCUGUUGAGACACCAGUUUCCAGUUGCGCCGUUCUGUCCGACAGCUGUCAACUUCACAAGAAAUGUCAUGUUAACGACAUGUUUUCACCAAAAGUUGUCAGCUAACAGUCCGUCCCUGGUCGUUUGACCGUCGUUCAACACCAACGCAGCCUGUACGAAAUGACUUGUCAGUUUAAGACGUUCGCCCAGAUCGCCGACCUGGACAACGUUAUCAAAUGUCUCUAUUCGAACGACACCUCUGACACAGAAGAUUUUGAUGAUGACUCUUGGAACUGGAGUGUUGAUGGCAUUACAAAGCCUAAAAAUAAAGAAAACUGGUUGGAUGAAUGUUUUGUGUCGUUGUCGCCCACAAGUGAAGUUUUGGCACUGGCAAGAGACAGAAAUUUGCUCAUACUUAAAGGCAAAUGGGUUUCUAAUGAAGAAAGUGACAUUAAAAUUAAGUACACAAGUUUUUGGAAUGGAGACAUAAGAGAGCAAUUCACUGAGAGGAUAACAUCAGUGCUGUGUUUACCUGUGGCUGGACAAGGCAAAUUAAGUGCACACUGUGGUGCGGAUUGGACUGCGAUUGCUGUUGGAUUCUCCUCUGGGUUUGUGAGAUUUUAUACUGAGAGAGGAGGCGUUUUACUUUCUGAAAUACUUCAUGAUGAGCCAGUUGUUUCUCUCAAGUUCCAAAGUUAUCAGCCAGCGUUCGGUCCCAAUAUGUCAUCCCAAGUAGAGGAGUUACAUGUAUCUUAUGGAAAGGUCGUGUGUUGUGUUCAAGGUUUUGCCCUUUGCAAUACUUUAAAAGCAUGCAGAAAUCAGCUUGCUAGAGUUCAAGCAAAAUGUGGGGAAAGAAUUGAUGCACCUCCUCUGGACCAUGUAAAAUGGAGUUUGCCAGAGCAAGAGGUGGUUUCCGAUGUCUGUGUCUUGGGUUCAAGCUCUGCGAACAUGUUCACCCAUCUAACAACAGCCUCUGUACGGGGUGGGUAUACUGCAUUGUACAGAAAUGGCCCCCCACAAAUAUCGACUAUUCUUGCUGCUGGCAGUUCACCAUAUUUUGCAUGGCAUUGUAUCACAGAAGGGACAACUGGACCUGUCCUUUCAGAUGUGGCUAAGGCUGUUGCUUCAAAAUUGAAAUCGGCAAUUGGCAGUGCUGUCCCGACUUGGUUAGUUGGUAGUAAGAGGGUUGAAGAAAAGUCUAAAGAAAAACCACCCAUCGAGCCUCCAGAGUCCAUGUCUUGCAGAUAUGGUCUGUGCGAUAAACUCCGGAAAGGUGAGAGGGUUUAUAUUUCUCCCCAAAAGAACUUGAGUGCUGUUUGUGAUGCACUUGGCAGAGUAAUCCUGGUGGAUAACUCAUCUGGAUUAGCCCUUAGGAUGUGGAAGGGAUAUAGAGAUGCCCAAUGUAGUUUUUUGUCUAUUGAUGAGGAUGAAGACAAUAUAUUAUCAUGUAGAAAAGCUUUGUGUCUAGCCAUUUAUGCUCCAAAAAAAGGAAUUGUUGAGGUCUGGGCUCUUCAACAAGGGCCAAAAUUAGUAACGUUUCAAGCCUCAAAAAAUGGACGAUUACUUUACAUUAAAUAUGGUCUUAUGGGCACUAACAGUAUUUCUAUGAAAACCGCAAAUAUUAGUCAGCACCCAUCUGUGUUUUUAGAUAAUAAGGGGGAAAUCACUAAGAUAAUAAUACCGUUUCAUGCAAUUUUGAGCACCCAAAAUAAUGUAAAAUCGAAAGAUGCCCAUAUUUUGAGACACAUAAAGCGAUUGCUUCUCUCGAAGAGAGAAAUUCAUUCAAAAGAAUGUCUUGAUUUCUGUGAUCAGCUCACUACAGAUGAAGUUCGUCUUCAAGUGCUUGAGUCAGCCAUGUUGUCCAAAAAUAUGUCUCCAGAACUGAUGCAAUCUAUAAUUGACAUUUUUUUGGAAAAAGUUACUCCUUCAGAGACAGAGGGAGAUAUGGAAAUUGAUACCAAGGGCUGGCUUGCUUGUUGUAAUUUACAAAAACUGGUAAAUUUCUACAUGACUACUGUAAAUCUUUUAGACGCCCCUCCUGAGUACAACACAGUUGUUCCUGAGUCACCGACAGAAGAUGAAAAGGAACUUUCAAGGAUGCUGCGUCUUUCUGAAACUGACAUCCAAAAAGUAUUUUCUAUGACAAAUUUUCCUCUUAGUCGAGCAAAAAUGGUAGUACAUUUUAAACACAAAGAAGACAGGUUUCCAAUAUUCCUCCAUAGCUUUUUGCAUUCAUAUCAGAAGGAACCACCUCUACCAUUUUCACCAAAAACCUCUGUUGAUGAUUUAGCCGUAAUAGGAGAAGUCCUAUGUCAUUGUGUUCUAUAUGGUAGUUUAUCUAUCUGUGAAUGGAAAGAAUAUGUUGAAAACAGUGGGAUUGAAUUAGAAUCAUUAAUGUAUGCCACGGUUAGUUACUGGCUUAAAAAACCAUUAGGAGAAAAUAUAAGAUCUGAAAUAUGCCUUUUCAUGCAAAUUCUUCAAGCCAUCACAUCUCUAGUUGCUUUGAAAGACACUCUUCAUUGGUGGAACAAAGUUAGAAGUUGCAUUGUUGAAAGUCAGAAUUUAAACAAUGCUCUAACAAUGACAGUGAUAGCACGAGCAGUGUAUUUAUCUACUGAAGAGAAGGCGUCAGAUGAUGAUGGAGACUGGGAAAUUUUAUCGAGAGAAUCAUGUUUAUGGGCUCAGCUGAUGAGUCAAGUUGAGGCAGUAGCGGUUUUGCAUUCAGUCCUCAGUUGCAAACCCAAAUUGAAGCUGACACAAAACAAUGUACCCUCGCUUGACUUUACAAAACCAGAUAUAUCACUUUAUAAUAUCCUUACAAAAGGCCCUGGUUUGGUAGCUGAAUCAGUUGCUAAGUGGGUCAGUUCUUGUGGAUUUCCACCAGAAUGGCUCGUCAAGGCUGCAACUCCUACUGAGGCAGAGGCUUUAGUAAAUAAUACAAACACUUUCACUGGAGUGAGUGAGGGAUUUCGUCCAGCAGUUGAGGAAUCUGAAGAAGCGAAAACAACAACUGAAUACGAACAAGGACUGUUAGACCAAUUUUCACACUUAAGGGAAUAUUUUCCUUAUAGUUUAGCAACAGGGCCUUUAUUAGCAAAUGUAACCUGUGAAUAUUUAUUGACGUGGGUUAAAAACCCCGACAAUACAGAAUUGCUUGCAACAGCACUACAUUUUCUAAAAUCCAUCACUUCACACCUUUUACAGCUGGGAUUAUGCUCCAUAAUAUGGAAUGUUCAUUUGAAGAUUCAUUUUGAAAAUUCCGUGAAAUUAUUGCACAAAAUAGGCAAACUUCCAAAGGAAAGGCUUUGCAAACAGCAUCUCAACAUGAGUGACAAAAACGUUAAACAUUUUCUUAAAUAUCUUUUAGAAUAUUUUGAAAUUUAUAUAGAGGCUUAUUUGUCCAGCACAAAUUUAGACUACAAUGAUGAAAAACACCUUGUCUCACGCGAAGGAUUGUGGACUUCGGAAACUCAACCAUCUCUUGCUGAAAUAGCAAUUGCUCAAGGAAAGCCAAAUUUGAAGAUUGUAAACAUUCAGAAACAAUGUGCAAAAGCACUCUGGUUCUUAGCAUCUUUUCCAAUCCGUCAGUUUAAGCCUGUCACAACUUUAUUUCACUCUAUUGAAGAGACUUACCUUUGGGUAGACAUAAAAUCAAAAGCAAACAUCAUGAGUCCGAGCCCAGAUCCAAAAAUCGAGGAAGCAAGAACUUCAUUUUUGAUCAAAGUUAUAAAAUCAGCUAUUGAAACCAACCUUUCUGAAGAUGGAGUACCUAAUGUGCAAGAAAUUAUGGUGUGGAUUGGCCAUUGUUUCUCUCUUGCAAAUGACUGGGCAUUACCAGCUGAGCCACUUAGGAUUCAGCAAGUUGUCAACUUGUACAACAAUAACUGUGAUACAUUGGCGAGAGAGGUGGUAUCUUCUGUGACUGAAAAAGAAACUUUGGGAUCUUUGUUGCUUGUGCUAGUGGGCGAAAGAAUGAAAACUAUUCUCAACAAUUCUAGCAAACUUGUGAAAGAGAGAAUAGCAAACUUAAGCCCUUCGUUGACUACUUGGAUAGGAAAUCAGGCCGAGGCAAAAGGGGUUUGUGAUAUAAAAGAUAUCUCACAGCUAGCUACUCUGGUCAUUAACCUGUUGCCAGAAUCUAGUCCUGAUUAUAAAUUUGCUAUGCUGUUAGCAGAGGCUCUUCAACCUUUAGCAGAUUAAAAUAAAAUAUGGGUGAGUGUAAAUGAUAAAACUAUUGGUCUACUAAAGUUAAAAAGAACAAAAUAAGGUCUUAUGGUUUUAGCUUGUGCCAAUCAUUUCAUCUCUUUAACAUGAAUUUCAACAAAUAUAAUAAUGCCUAUUUCUAGCUUCCAAAUAAUUAUUCUUAAAUAUUUCCUGUCUUACAUAAAAAUGAAUAAUACAACAAUAUUAAAUAGUUUCUCGAGAAAUUUUAAUGAAAUAUUGUCAACAGUUUUGUCCUCAUAGAAAUACUUGUUGUUAUAAUUUAGGAAAUGGAAUCAUCCAAAAUUUAUUUUCAUACAUCUCAAGAUUUGUAAAUACAGUUAACAUUAGCUGUUAUAAAUAAAUAUAUUAGAGAGAUAUUUAUUUAUAUAAUCAACCAAAGUUAAAUUUUAUAUUUAAAAAGAGGUACUGUUUCAAUGUUAUAGAAUAAAUGUGUUUAUCAAAAUUUUUAAUUUAUGUAAAUAAACAGUUUAUUGUUGA
This is a messenger RNA of Cimex lectularius (bed bug), 4713 nucleotides long. RefSeq names its product rab3 GTPase-activating protein non-catalytic subunit (gene Rab3-GAP). The transcript has 24 exons. Gene Ontology annotation, biological process: regulation of GTPase activity. The coding region runs from base 193 to 4212 and encodes 1339 amino acids. The record is from RefSeq and is a predicted model, not a curated record. Lineage: Eukaryota; Metazoa; Arthropoda; Insecta; Hemiptera; Cimicidae.